Messenger RNA from Staurois parvus, 507 nucleotides. Lineage: Eukaryota; Metazoa; Chordata; Amphibia; Anura; Ranidae. The record is from the annotation of a GenBank genome assembly.
CCAAUGUUUGGGAUGGAUUGUAUACACCUGUGUCCAUGGAGGGGAUUGGAACACCUGAAUCACAUGAUAUGGAGGGGAUUGGAGCACCUGAAUCACAUGAUUGGCAGGGGAUUGGAACACCUGAAUCACAUGAUAUGGAGGGGAUUGGAGCACCUGAAUCACAUGAUAUGGAGGGGAUUGGAACACCUGAAUCACAUGAUUGGGAGGGGAUUGGAACACCUGAAUCACAUGAUUGGGAGGGGAUUGGAACACCUGAAUCACAUGAUAUGGAGGGGAUUGGAACACCUGAAUCACAUGAUUGGGAGGGGAUUGGAACACCUGAAUCACACGAUUGGGAGGGGAUUGGAACACCUGAAUCACAUGACUGGGAGGGGAUUGGAACACCUGAAUCACAUGAUAUGGAGGGGAUUGGAACACCUGAAUCACAUGAUUGGGAGGGGAUUGGAACACCUGAAUCACAUGACUGGGAGGGGAUUGGAACACCUGAAUCACAUGAUAUGGAGGGGA